GCAAGCUCACCACAAGCCGAGCUCCAAACACACUCGCCAUGGCAAACAGAGGCUACGAUGUCGUCGUAGACGUUGAUCAGGAGGGCGACCUAGGCCACACCGAUCUGCAAGAGGACCUCGAAUUCCACAGCUCCAACUUCGAAACCACCCCCUCCCGCGGUGCAAAGGUUCAACCCGACUCUUCCUCCUUCCUCCCCCAGCCCGCGACAGCCUCCUCCAGCGGUUCUCGCAAACACCUCCUCUGGACGCUCUCCUUCUACGCGCAAGCCUUCGACGUCGAUUCCGCUGAAGUCCUGCGCCGCUGCACGGCCACCAUCUACCCGCGCGCCAACUUCCUCGAUGUGCUGGAGGGAAAUCCGGACCUCUACGGGCCGGUGUGGAUCGCGACGACCGUGGUCGUUAUACUGUUUUUGACGGGGACGAUUAACCAGUACCUUGCGCACCAGGGCAAGGAGCACUUUGCGUAUGACUUCAAGUUGCUGAGUGGUGCCGCGGGGCUGGUGUAUGGGUAUACGGGGCUGGUGCCUGUGGGGCUUUGGGGCGUGUUGAAGUGGUAUGGGAGUGAGAGUGCGAACCUUUUGGAGUGCGCGUGUUUGUAUGGGUACGCGAAUCUAGUCUGGAUUGUCGUUGCGCUGGUGAGCUGGAGUCCAAUCUCGAUUCUCAACUACACUUUCGUCGCCCUCGGCCUCGCCUUCUCCGCAACCUUCCUGCUACGAAACUUGUACCCCGUACUCUCGACCACCGAAGCAAAGACCUCCAAGAUCCUGCUUGUCGUCGUUCUGGCGCUGCACGCUGGCUUUGCUAUCGCAAUCAAAGUGCUCUUCUUUGCCGCAACGAGCCCCGUGGGCCCGAACAAGGGCAACGAUGAGAAGACAGAUCCGGCGCGGAUGCUGUUGGGAUUGUAAGGGGCUUAUGAAUGCAUGGAUGGAAUAUUGGGAAAGAAGCAAGACUCGACAAUUGCAGAAUUAUAGGAAGGUUUGGGGACACAGCAUGGCGUUUGGACGGUAU
Macroventuria anomochaeta is the source of this 1008-nucleotide messenger RNA. Its product is annotated as Yip1 domain-containing family. NCBI's taxonomy places the organism in Eukaryota, Fungi, Ascomycota, Dothideomycetes, Pleosporales, Didymellaceae. The transcript is spliced from 4 exons. Gene Ontology annotation, molecular function: small GTPase binding. The record is from RefSeq and is a predicted model, not a curated record. The coding region runs from base 39 to 905 and encodes 288 amino acids. Gene Ontology annotation, biological process: vesicle-mediated transport. Gene Ontology annotation, cellular component: Golgi apparatus; membrane.